This is a messenger RNA of Nicotiana tabacum (common tobacco), 2102 nucleotides long. RefSeq names its product phosphoacetylglucosamine mutase. NCBI's taxonomy places the organism in Eukaryota, Viridiplantae, Streptophyta, Magnoliopsida, Solanales, Solanaceae. Gene Ontology annotation, molecular function: phosphoacetylglucosamine mutase activity. Gene Ontology annotation, biological process: UDP-N-acetylglucosamine biosynthetic process; carbohydrate metabolic process. The record is from RefSeq and is a predicted model, not a curated record.
UCAUAGAUCCAACUAUCCCAGUACAAUUAUUAAUGUCAAUAAAACACAAUUUAAUCACAAUUUAAAGGGGGUAAAAGAAAAAAGAAAAAAGCAAACCAGAAAGCAGCAUCAACUCAAACACAGUGUUCUCAGCUCAGAAAAGAUGAACGAAAAUCAGCAAUCACUUCUGCUCGAAUCGGCCGCUCGUUUCCCUCCUCCCAAAGGGGUGAGGCUGUCUUAUGGGACAGCUGGCUUCAGGGCAGAUGCAUCAUUGCUCGAAUCGACAGUAUUCAGGGUGGGGAUAUUGGCGGCAUUAAGGUCGCUGAAGACUGGAUCUGUGAUAGGUUUGAUGAUUACUGCAUCACACAAUAAAGUAUCAGACAAUGGAAUCAAAGUGGCAGACCCAAGUGGUGGAAUGUUGACUCAGGAUUGGGAGCCUUUUUCUGAUGCCAUUGCUAAUGCCCCUGAUCCCCAUUCCCUCCUUCAGCUAAUAACUGAAUUUGUGAAGAAAGAAGAAAUUGGCUUUGAAGGAAGACAGCCAGCAGCAGAGGUGUUAUUAGGAAGAGACACAAGGCCUAGUGGAGAGGCUCUCCUUGAGGCUGCCAAACAAGGAAUCACUUCAAUCAUUGGAGCAAUUGGCACCGACAUGGGAGUAGUUACAACACCACAACUGCAUUGGAUGGUUCGAGCAAGAAAUGGAGGCCUGGAGGCAUCUGAAUCUAGUUAUUUUCACCAGCUUUCAACCUCUUUCAGGUGUUUGAUGGAUUUGAAGCCCGAGGGAAUCAGCAAGAAUGGCAAUGAUGCUACAUUGCUGGUGGAUGGGGCAGAUGGUGUUGGUGGGGAAAAGCUUGAACAGUUUAAGAAGAUGUUGGCUGGGUUGUGUAUUGAAGUUCGUAACAGGGGAGAUGGUAUACUUAAUGAAGGUGUUGGUGCUGACUAUGUGCAAAAAGAGAAGGUUGCUCCCCGUAGCUUUGGUUCUGCCGAUACUGGGCUAAGGUGUGCCAGUUUGGAUGGGGAUGCUGAUCGGCUAGUCUAUUUCUCAGUUCUAUCGAAUGAAAACAACAAGAUUGAACUCGUUGACGGGGAUAAGAUAUUGUCUUUGUUUGCGUUAUUUAUCAAGGAGCAACUAAGUAUUUUGAACGAGGGUGAAGACAAGAAAGGAAAUGACUCUUAUCAAGCACGUCUAGGUGUUGUGCAGACAGCUUAUGCGAAUGGCGCAUCAACUGAUUACCUGAAAGAGAUGGGUCUAGAAGUUGUGCUUACCCCAACAGGAGUCAAAUACUUGCAUGAAAAAGCUGCUGAAUUUGAUAUUGGCAUAUAUUUUGAGGCGAAUGGGCAUGGAACUAUCUUGUUUUCAGAAGCUUUCCUAUGCUGGCUGGAGACUAGUCACAAGACGCUUCUAUCAACGUCAGAAGGUUCAGUGAAACAAAAAGCUGCUUCAAGACUUUUGGCUGUCAGUCAGUUGAUUAAUCAGGCUGUGGGAGAUGCUUUAAGUGGACUGCUUCUAGUGGAGGUUAUCCUGAAAUACAUGGGAUGGUCCAUACAUAGAUGGAAUGAGCUUUAUCAUGAUCUGCCUAGCAGACAACUAAAGGUAAAGGUUGUUGACCGAACUGCAGUUGUGACAGCAAAUGCGGAGACUGUGACUGUUCAGCCUAUUGGUAUUCAAGAAGCUAUGAAUGCUGAAAUAGCAAAAUAUCCCCGAGGAAGAUGUUUCAUUAGACCGUCUGGGACAGAGGAUGUUAUAAGAGUAUAUGCUGAAGCAACCACCCAGGAUGCUGCAGACGCGCUAGCCUCUUCAGUGGCAAGACUUGUGGAUCAGUAUCUUGGUUUUGGCAGUUCUUGACUAACUCACUAACAAAGUAAUUAGUCAAAAAUUGAGGUUUUAACUACUUUUAGCAGAUUGAAUACUGAACGAUGUGACAACAAAUCAUUGACUUCUUUCUUUUUUGGGUGUUAGGAGACGCGAACUUAUAUACUUGUUUGGCCAUUUUGGAUCAUGCAAUAUGCCCCUCGACUCCUCUUUGUAGAAUUGUUGGAAAAACUUUGGGAGACACUGAAGCUAAUAAUGUUGUACUUCAGCAUAUUUUAUACUGCUUUUGAUAGUAGAAUUUGCAUCUUCCAUU